This is a messenger RNA of Sinocyclocheilus rhinocerous, 3727 nucleotides long. It is a transcript of the gene tmprss4b, whose product is annotated as transmembrane serine protease 4b. The transcript is spliced from 11 exons. Gene Ontology annotation, cellular component: membrane. Gene Ontology annotation, molecular function: protein binding; serine-type endopeptidase activity. The coding region runs from base 200 to 1504 and encodes 434 amino acids. The record is from RefSeq and is a predicted model, not a curated record. NCBI's taxonomy places the organism in Eukaryota, Metazoa, Chordata, Actinopteri, Cypriniformes, Cyprinidae. Gene Ontology annotation, biological process: proteolysis.
GAGUCCCUAAACCUUGCUAGUGUCUGCUGUUAGUCAUUCAUAUGAUGGGAACCCUGGUGAGAUUCACUAAUUAGAACUAUGAGAUAAUAAUACCAGUCACACAUAUAAACCUAUUCAGAAUAUAUUUAGGCGUACAACCAGUAAAAUCCACUGUUUUGGCUAGAUUUCUUUCUAUCAGUUUUUUUCUCUCUGGUUUCUCAUGGCCCUGAGACUAAAGCGAAGGCGAGAACUGAGCACACUGAGGACUGAGGAGAGCAGAGCACGCUGGAGAUCGACUGUUAUCACCGUGUGCUGUGUGCUAGUGAUACUAGCGACCUUGAUAGUGGGGUUGUAUUUUACCGUUACGAUAGUGAAUAGCAAGUUUUUCUUCUGCUCUGGCUCACUGAGGUUCAUUUCAAUAGAAAAGGCAUGUGAUGGAAAGGCUAACUGUGCAGGCGGUGAGGAUGAAAUCACAUGUGUAUCCAAACUGAGGACCAAUGACACGUAUCCAGUGAGGCUGAUGGGGGACAGACUGGUCCUGCAGGUGUUCAAUAAUGAAGGUGGAUGGAGAACAGUGUGUGCUGAUAACUGGAGGACAAAGCACACGCGGUUAGCCUGUCAACAACUGGGCUAUACAGUGAGUCCACGAAGUACACGAAUCCCGGUAAGGAGUCUGCUCUUCAACCCUCAAGAUGCAUUUGCUACAGUCAGCAAAAACUCCACACACUCUGACAUCCAGAGUUCCCUCUCAGUCAGUGACCGGUGUUUAUCUGGCUCAGUGGUGUCUGUGUCCUGCUCAGACUGUGGAGAGGUGGUGGGAGAGGACCGUAUUGUUGGUGGGCUGGACACAGCAAUCGAACACUGGCCGUGGCAGGUUAGUCUUCAGUGGAACCACCAGCAUGUUUGUGGAGGAGCAUUACUGUCCAAGCGCUGGGUCAUAUCAGCUGCUCACUGUUUCACAGGCCGGACACGAGAGCUGAGUCGAUGGACUGUGGUGUUGGGUCAGACCGAAGUGACGGGAUCCAGUGGUGUCAGCGUGGAGACUAUUGUUGUCCACAAUAACUACAGUCGCUUGAGUAAUGACUUUGACAUCGCUAUGCUAAAACUCACUUGGCCUGUCACUGUUGGGGACUCAAUCUUGCCAGUUUGUUUACCCCCACACCAGCUGUCUAUGAAGGAGAUGCUUGUGGUGACUGGGUGGGGAUUGCUCAAGGAGAAAGGUGAGCUGCCCUCUGUGCUGCAGAAAGCUUCGGUGCCCCUGAUUGACAGGUCCGAGUGUUCCAAGCCCUCUGUUUACGGUUCCGCCAUUACUCCCAGAAUGCUUUGUGCGGGAUUCCUCAAAGGAAACGUAGAUGCGUGUCAGGGGGACAGUGGGGGUCCGCUAGUGUACCUUUCAUCUCGUUGGCAGUUAAUGGGUAUAGUGAGUUGGGGAGUGGGCUGUGCACGGGAGGGAAAACCUGGAGUUUACACUGAUGUUAGUCAACUUCUCAACUGGAUCUACACUGUAAUGGAGAGACAGCCAUGAGAAAGUGAACCAUGGACGCAUAACUUCAUGCUUUCGUGACACAGGAGGAAAGACAAAUCUCCUCAGAGUACAGAAAUCAAUGUUCUUGAAUCUAGAUAGUUCAAUUUUAUAAUUAUUUUGACAUAUGUCAAAACAUCAUGCUUUUUUUGUCUCACUAUUCACAUUUCCUGUAAGUCUACUGUAUGUUCAUUCUAAAGCUGUUAAAGUACUUUAAGUGUUUUCAUUUUUUUUUCUGACCAAAAGCAUUUAGAAAGCAAAAAAUAAAUAAAAUAAAGCUCUUACUUGAUGCAUUUACUAAUCCAGCACACAUCACAACCUUUGUUUUAUCGAAAACAUUUUAUUUUAGUUGCUGCUUAUUAUAAAGAAAUACAAUAUGCAUGACUGUGCAGUCCAAUGGGGAAUAACAGGCCUGCACACUGGCUUAAGGAAACAAUGGGAUAAACAAUUCUGGAUUAUGGGCGGAGUGGAGCAUCUAUGAUACAGCAUGUGUUUUACAUUCAGUUUUACAGGGACUGAUUUCAAACAAUGUCUACUGUGUGUUGUGUUGAGCUGAGAUCGACUAUCAGGAUUGGUGUUCAAAAUUCCAAGUUUGUCAUUUUCCAAACAGUACUCCUAAGGCAGUGUUCCUUCUGACUCUGUGGGCUUUUGAGUCCUUCAGGCCUCUAUUCCCCUUGGUCUUACAUUUUUGUCUCAACAGUCUGGUGUAGCUCAGUCUUCAGAAAGCAUCUGAAUGUAUCUGAUUCAGUUAAAAAAAACUAUUUGUACAUUUACUAGUUUGGGUUUAUCAAUUUAAGAUAUUUCCCCAUCCAUCUGAGUGAUUUAAAAGAUAAACUGAAAGUAACUGAAGAAAAUCAAACCAGCCAUCCACCUUUUAAUUGGUUUCUCCCACAUCCUCUAUUAUUGCAUUAUCUCAGGCAUUUCCUCAUUCAGGUUUUCCACAAAGCUUCACACAAGUUUUUAGAAUCACAGGUUGUGUGAACAGACAUGCACAAUAUCACGAUAGUUAUGUUUUUGGCAGCAUGAAAUGUUUUUUUUUUUGAGGUCUCUGACAGAAAUUUGCUUUAAAUUCCAAUGUCAAAAGAUGAACAGAGAAAUACUUUUUAGGAAAAACAUUCACUUCAAAUAAUGGUGGGAACUUCCCCUUUGCAUUCACUCCUAAUGUCUGUGCUUUGGUUGAAAAAUGUGAUUAUCACAAUUAGGCCAUGACUACUGCCAAGCCUGACAAAUAACUAAUGCAACCAAAACUGAUAUGUUGUUAAUUAAAUAGUGCAUUAAUAGAGGGAAGACUGUAAGGACAACAUUAAUUAAAAGCCCAAUAUCAAGCAGAAUAUCAAACUCUUUCACUGAGCAACCUGAGAAAACCUCAACUGUUCCAAAAUUUCAAAAACAUUAAAUGCAGAAAUAUUAAAUACAAGUUCAGCACAAUGAUAUGAUGAAAAUGUUUGAAUAAGAGGUAGUACAAGUGCUUUGAAUAUGUAUGAAUGUACCUUUCCAAUAUUUCUCCUAUUAAAAGAAGCUAAAGAGCCCUCUAAAUGUGUAUUGCUUUACUGACCUGUGCGCCAUAAGAUCACAUAAAAAAAAAAAAUCUGAGGAUCAAUAAAAUUAUCACAACUGUUUGUUAAAGUGGCCCUUUAACAAACAGAAUAACAAUAAUUUCAGCUACUCCCCUUUUUACAAUGUUAAAUAUAAGAUACUGUUUCCAAAUGAAAUUGCUGUUUCAAUAGACAUUUAGUGAUGUUACACUGGGGUAUGAGAGGACAGCUACUAGAUAGCCUACAGUACACAUUGCUUAUAGAUUUUUUUUCAGGUUCAAAUAUGGUAUAAAUUUACCAGAUUUCUCCUACUGUUUUUUGUGCUCUAUAGUUACAACCUCUGACUAGAUUAUUCAUUUGGAGUUAACUCAUUUGGCACUGAAAACAAGCUGCUUUUUCAAGGAAGACUUUCAUGACCAACAUCACCCAAGAUUCACAGUAAAAUUCACUAACAACUGCAAAAUCCAAAGACCUGUAAAAUUCUUCAAGCAUUCAGUAAUAAUUGGUGAGCUCUCUAAAGCAGAUCAAUAGAUUUGUUUCAAUAUUUUCUUUAUAUUAAAGGCACAAUAUGUAAUUUUUUGCCACUAGAGGGCGCGUAUUCAAAAGAAACAGAGGCGUAAAACUAGGUCGCAGUGAUUUUGCCAAGUAAGACAUGUUCCUGGAUCAACAUCUUUUGUUGAUCCUGGAUCAA